Messenger RNA from Suillus subaureus, 402 nucleotides. RefSeq lists its product as uncharacterized. The transcript has a single exon. The record is from RefSeq and is a predicted model, not a curated record. NCBI's taxonomy places the organism in Eukaryota, Fungi, Basidiomycota, Agaricomycetes, Boletales, Suillaceae. The annotation marks the transcript as partial.
AAAAGCCUACAUGGUGCCUAUAAAAUAGGUAAGUUCUGGGAUAAAAUCCCACACUGUGAAACCAGGGGACUAUGCAGCCUUUGCAACUCACCAGAAUCCAUGGAGCACAUUCUCCUCAACUAUGACAAGUCCCCAGCAUCAGGUAUAACCUGGAAGGCAGCCAGUGAUCUAUGGUGCAAACACAAGUCAAGUUGGCCCAAAAUACAGUUCAGUACAAUCCUGGGAUGCAAUCUAGGAAUGCUCCAUGAUGUAGAAGGGAAAGAGAAACUGGGAGUGUCCAGACUGUUCAAAAUCUUAAUUUUGGAAUCUGCACACCUUUGGAAGCUUAGAUGUGAAAGAGUGAUUAAAAUCAGCAGAGUUAAGGAAAAAUUUCAUUCUGAGACCAAAAUCCUCAAUAGAUGA